GUGUGCUGUGAUAGCUGAAUGCAUAUUAGCAGAUAUACCAUAUUGUAUUCUAUACUUAGUGAUGGCUCCCUUUGUUUUUUUGUCUCUUUUAUUCUUAUGCUUAAUUGGAGAUUCUAAGGGUCAGCUUAGAGUUGGUUUCUACUCCAACACAUGUCCUCAAGCAGAGGCCACUGUCCAUGAUGUUGUUAGACAAGCUGUUGUUUCUGACAACUCCAUGGCUGCUGGUUUGCUCAGGCUUCAUUUUCAUGACUGCUUUGUUGAGGGAUGUGAUGGUUCAAUUCUAAUAGAAAAUGGUCCACAAAAAGAGAAAUCAGCAAAUGGACAUCAAGGUGUUAAAGGUUUUGAUGUUAUAGAAAGAGCCAAGGCAAGAUUGGAAGCAUCUUGUCCAGGAGUGGUUUCUUGUGCAGACAUAGUUGCAUUGGCAGCUAGAGAUGCAAUAAUCAUGGCAAAUGGACCUUCAUACCAAGUUCCUACAGGGAGGAGAGACGGAUUGGUUUCUGAUGUUUCACUUGCAAAGGAUAUGCCGGAUGUUAGUGAUUCAAUUCAGCAACUCAAGACCAAGUUUCUGAACAAGGGUCUUACAGAAAAAGACCUUGUCCUUCUCAGUGCUGCACAUACAAUUGGAACCACAGCAUGUUUCUUUAUGACAAAAAGACUAUACAACUUUUUUCCAUUUGGUGGUGGAUCAGACCCAGCUAUUAGUCCAUUUUUCCUUCCACAACUAAAAGCAAAGUGUCCUCAAAAUGGAGAUAUUAACACACGUUUAGCCAUUGAUGAAGGGAGUGAUAAGAGAUUUGACAAAAACAUAUUGAAAAAUAUAAGGGAUGGUUUUGCAGUGUUAGAAUCUGAUGCAAGGCUUAAUGAUGACAUAGCAACAAGGAGUGUCAUUGAUUCAUAUUUUAGUCCCAUGAAUCCAAUAUUUGGACCUUCUUUUGAAAAUGAUUUUGUUCAUUCAAUUGUUAAAAUGGGACAAAUUGGUGUUAAGACAGGUUCUGCUGGAAACAUUAGACGUGUGUGCUCAGCAUUCCAUUGAGUUGAAGACAAAGUGAUUACAUAAAUUGUUCAUCAAAAUUCUUAUUACUGGAUUGUGUAUAUCAGUAGCUACUAUAUGCCUAUAUAUGUAAUUGUUGUUCACAAUAUUAAUUGUGAUGUGAUUUUUAUUUAUACAAUUCUUGUUUAUUUAGUUUUUACAAUGCUUUUUUUGUUAGUAUGUUAAAAUAAUCCUUGAAUAGGUACAUAAUCCUUGUUUAUAUA
Molecule: messenger RNA, 1254 nt
Organism: Trifolium pratense (red clover)
Lineage: Eukaryota; Viridiplantae; Streptophyta; Magnoliopsida; Fabales; Fabaceae
Product: peroxidase 43-like
Exons: 4
Coding region: 62-1033 (323 amino acids)
Biological process (GO): response to oxidative stress; hydrogen peroxide catabolic process
Cellular component (GO): plasmodesma; plant-type cell wall
Molecular function (GO): peroxidase activity; heme binding
Source: RefSeq, a predicted model, not a curated record